Pollicipes pollicipes is the source of this 991-nucleotide messenger RNA. RefSeq names its product neuroparsin-A. The transcript has 4 exons. The record is from RefSeq and is a predicted model, not a curated record. NCBI's taxonomy places the organism in Eukaryota, Metazoa, Arthropoda, Thecostraca, Pollicipedomorpha, Pollicipedidae. Bases 52 to 354 code for a protein of 100 amino acids.
GGCAGUGUCGGGGAAGGCGCCUGCAAUCACCGCGCUCACGACGCCCUCAGCAUGCAUCUUUGGUCGAAGUCACUGCUGGUGUGUCUGCUGGCGCUGCUCGUCUGCCUCUGCAGAGAGUCAAUGGCUGGCACUAUUCGAGACGUCUCCAACAAGAACUGCAGAUUUGGUGUCGUUCUCACGCAAGACAGCAUUCGCAUCUGUGGAAGGGGUCCCGGCAUGCCAUGCCGAGCACACUUCAAGGGUCCGAUCCUGUGUGGCGAGGGCUACUUCUGUCUGUGCGGCCGCUGCCAGGGCUGCUCGACACUCACGCUCAGCGACUGCCUGUACGAGACCACCACCUGCGUCACGCAGUGAGGCCGGCACCGAGGCGGCCCGACUCCUCCUGCGCCGCGGCGGGGAGGACCCGCGCUCAGCCGCGACCAGGAGGACCCGCUCUCGGCCGCGGCUGGGAGGACGCGCGCUCGGCCGCGGCGGGGAGGACCCGCGAUCGGCCACGGCGGCGAGAGGACCUGCGCUCGGCCACGGCGGCGAGAGGACCUUCCGAGUCAGGACGCAGAGAGGCUCUCGUGGCGGCGCCAGGCGGGCGACACCUGAAAUUUGAUCUCAGAGCGGGCGGGUGCGGCUCGCUCCUUCGACAGGCGCGCGGCAUCAGUGGCGUCAAGAAGCGGACCCCACGUCGUGCGUGCAGAACGGCCCCGACCCCGGCUCCGCAGCGCGCAGCCGGAAGAUCGGCGGCUCGCGACGUGCCGUUCCUUGGAGCAGACGUGCCACACUACGUUGUAUUUUAUUUUGACUGUGAUAGCCUAUCCUGCUGUGCUCCCCUGUUUUUCAAAGGUUUAUGAACGACAAGGACCCAGAGCGGACAAGGCGCCGUCCGGUUGGAUGCGCGGUAGGCAGACGAUUUUUAUUUAUUUAACUAGUUAUUUCCCGCUUUACCUGUUAAACAGGCAAGCAACAGCGUUGAAUCUUGUGAAAUAUACCAAGAACUUUG